Molecule: messenger RNA, 3994 nt
Organism: Salarias fasciatus (jewelled blenny)
Lineage: Eukaryota; Metazoa; Chordata; Actinopteri; Blenniiformes; Blenniidae
Gene: itcha
Product: itchy E3 ubiquitin protein ligase a
Exons: 24
Coding region: 152-2776 (874 amino acids)
Biological process (GO): protein K29-linked ubiquitination; proteasome-mediated ubiquitin-dependent protein catabolic process; protein K63-linked ubiquitination
Cellular component (GO): cytoplasm
Molecular function (GO): protein binding; ubiquitin protein ligase activity
Source: RefSeq, a predicted model, not a curated record
AACUGCUCUUGCCCAAGCUAGCGGAACACGGGCUUAAUGGCUGAACGCUACCUGUCAACACUCAACACUUCGAUGAAGCUAUAGUUCCGCUGGUUUCAUAUCGUCUGCUUUUGUCAGGUGCAAGUGCUGUCUCCAGUGUUAUGGAUCAACCAUGAAGGCCCAACUGCAAGUUACUGUCAUUUCUGCCAAGCUGAAGGAAAAUAAAAAGAACUGGUUUGGCCCGAGUCCCUAUGUCGAAGUCACUGUGGAUGGACAGUCAAAGAGAACUGAGAAGUGCAACAACACUCAUAGUCCGAAAUGGAAGCAGGCUCUCACUGUAAUUGUGACUCCAGUCAGCAAACUGAUCUUCCGUGUCUGGAGCCAUCAGACACUGAAAGCAGACAUCUUGUUGGGAACGGCCACUCUGGAGAUCAAUAAGACCCUUAAGGACAAUGACCUGAAAUUGUGCGAGGUGGUGCAGACACUGCAGCUGUGCUCUGACAGAGACGCCCGGGACGUCGUGGGGGACUUGUCUGUUUGUUUGGAUGGCAUGCAGGUCGACCCAGAAACCUUUGCAUCUGCGGAGAGGGAACAAGCUGCUCUUCCAAAUGGAAAUUCAAGGCAAAAUGGAGACACUGGCAACAGGUCGAGCAGAGACACUUCUCCCUCCAGUGAUUCAGAGGAGUGGGUCAUCGUUCCCAGCCAAGCGGUCAACGGCACCGCCUCUCCCUCCCGGUCACCAGGCGGUUCCUCCACCUCCCGCCCCCCCAGACCUGCCAGACCCCCUCCUCCGAUGCCACGCAGACCUGCAGCCUCUCCAACCUCUACCAGUAGCUCUUCCCCCAGCGAGUUGAGCGAAGGGCCCGUUACCGAUGGCUCCUCUCUGGCGUCGGCUAGCGGCUGUUCAGAUCAGCAGGAUGAAUCGGGUGCAGCAGCGGCGGCGGCGGCCGCAACGGCAGCAAGUUCUACACAGACAGCGACUGGGCCCAAACCCGGGAGCGCGGCCCCUGCAGCACCAGCUGCUGCAAACCCCAGGAUCACUCCCAUGAACAACUGUCCCUUACCACCAGGCUGGGAGCAGAGGGUGGACCAGAACGGACGGGUGUACUUCGUGGACCACAUUGAAAAAAGGACAACUUGGGACAGACCGGAGCCUCUCCCCACUGGGUGGGAGCGCAGGGUGGAUCCAAUGAAUCGGGUUUAUUAUGUUGACCACAUAACCCGAACUACCACGUGGCAGCGCCCCACACAGGAGUCGGUGCGCAACUAUGAGGAGUGGCAGCACCAGCGCAGCCAACUCCAGGGAGCCAUGCAGCAGUUCAACCAGCGGUUCAUUUAUGGGACUCAGCCUCAAGAUCAGUUAGCAGCUACAGCCAACAAAGAGUUUGACCCGCUCGGACCUUUGCCGCACGGUUGGGAGAAAAGAACAGACACAAAUGGCAGAGUAUAUUUCGUACAUCACCCGACUCGGACGACUCAGUGGGAGGACCCCAGGACUCAGGGGCUGCUGAAUGACAAGCCUCUGCCGGAGGGUUGGGAGAUGAGGUUCACUGUGGAUGGCAUUCCCUACUUUGUGGACCACAACAGGCGAACCACCACCUACAUUGACCCUCGCACAGGGAAAUCCUCUCUUGAAAAUGGACCACAGAUAACCUACGUCAGGGACUUCAAAGCCAAAGUGCAAUACUUCAGGUUCUGGUGUCAGCAAUUGUCGAUGCCUCAGCACAUAAAAAUUACUGUCUCAAGGAAAACCUUGUUUGAAGAGUCAUUUCAGCAGAUCAUGAGUUUUCACCCUCAAGACCUGAGGCGGAGGCUGUGGAUUAUUUUCCCUGGAGAGGAGGGCUUGGACUAUGGAGGCGUGGCUAGGGAAUGGUUUUUCCUGCUUUCGCACGAAGUACUGAACCCCAUGUACUGUUUGUUCGAGUACGCUGGCAAGGACAACUACUGCCUUCAGAUCAACCCCGCCUCGUACAUCAACCCUGAUCACCUCAAAUACUUCAAGUUCAUCGGGCGCUUCAUCGCCAUGGCCUUGUUCCAUGGGAAAUUCAUUGACACGGGCUUCUCGCUGCCUUUCUACAAGCGAAUCCUGAACAAACCCCUCGCUCUCAAAGAUCUGGAGUCCAUAGAUCCUGAAUUCUACAAUUCGCUGAUUUGGAUCAAGGAUAAUAAUCUGGAGGAGUGUGGUCUGGAGAUGUUCUUCUCGGUCGAUAAGGAGAUCCUUGGGGAGGUCACCACUCACGAGCUGAAACCAGGUGGCGAGAACAUCCAAGUGACUGAAGAAAACAAGGAGGAAUAUAUCAGGUUGGUGGCGGAGUGGAGGCUAUCCAGAGGUGUGGAGGAACAGACCCAGGCGUUCUUCGAGGGCUUCAAUGAAGUUCUUCCUCAGCAAUACCUUCAAUACUUUGAUGCAAAGGAGUUAGAGGUGAUGCUGUGUGGAAUGCAGGAGAUCGAUUUGGUGGACUGGCAAAGAAACACAAUCUAUAGACAUUAUGCCAGAAGUAGCAAGCAAAUUCUUUGGUUCUGGCAGUUUGUGAAGGAGAUGGACAACGAGAAGAGGAUGAGGCUGCUGCAGUUUGUCACGGGAACUUGUCGUCUCCCCGUGGGAGGCUUCGCCGACCUGAUGGGAAGCAAUGGUCCGCAGAAGUUUUGCAUUGAGAAAGUGGGCAAAGAAAACUGGCUUCCACGAAGCCACACAUGCUUUAAUCGUCUGGACCUUCCUCCUUAUAAGAGUUACGAGCAACUGAAGGAGAAACUCAUUUUCGCCAUAGAGGAGACGGAAGGCUUUGGACAGGAGUAAUCCCAGAGGAGGGGCCCCUGCAAGCUGGGACAAAACAGCGGUUGGAUGGAGGAGCCAUAUAUCCAUUUCAGCCAAAAGCACCUUUAACAAGAUUCCCCCCCCCCCUUUGCAGCCGAGCGGCUGCUCACACUCCGGUAGAUGGACUCACGACUUGUUGUCUCUCACAGUUGCAUUCACACAAACCAACCACAGAGGUAUGACGAUCCGCUCACCGUCUCGCUCGUAUGACCGAUUCCUCCCUUAUCUGCUUGACUUCACUUCGCCCCCGUGAGCCUUUCCCAGCUCGUCAUGUCCGCACUCGCCGUUUGUUGCGCAAGUACAGUUUCAACACGCACAUUUGCAGAUCUGUGCAAAAUAGUACCUUCUGAACAGACACCUUGUCAGGUUUAUGCAGUAGAAUGAAUGAAUUCAGUGGAGAAACCAUUUCUGUGCAUUUAAACCUACAUUUAUGAAGCGUUUCGUCUGGACGUCAGAUAUUCGCACAUGUUUAUUUUGGGUCUUUCCGACUACUUAAUGUCUUUAUUUUAAGGGUGAAUGAAUGGAAACUUGUUUUUUCCAAUAAUUGACGGACUUGACGUGACUCCUGUAGCUCAUUUGCAGUUAUUCUAUUAAUUUUGAUGAGCAUAACCACAUUGCUUUCUCGACUGAAUGAGUUAAAAAGUGGAGGGAGUUUGCACAUGCUCGUGCCAGCAUGAAGAUGGGCGUGAUUGUUCUACAGAGAAGCUGUAUUUUUAUGUGCAAUAGUUUUGUAACAAAAAAAAAACCUUUUUCGCCAAUUCUAGAGCCAAACUGAUUCGUUUGAUCGUUUUUAUAACACUUUGGUAAGAUUUCGCGUUUACUGUUUCUUUAAAUCCUAACAUUGAGUCGAGAAUACUUGCAUUCUUUCAUAUAGAUUUGAUGAAACGGCUUUUGUUGUGAAUUGAUUUGACGAGGUUUGCCUUCCCAUCACAGUUUUUUGUGCAUUUCAUUAGCGUAUUUGUACACUCACUUCAUUUGUCAGUUGGGGAGACUGAAACUGUGAAUGCUUUGCUUCAUACUUGCUAGCUGUUACUGAUGACGUGGGGAGCAUCGGGGUGUAACGGUAUACCGGGGAAAGCGGCGACUUGUUUCGGGGAUGAAAUGUUCCCACCGAAUGGUAGUCAGUUUUCCUUUUAGACGUUCAGAGUAUUAUUUUUACGGUAGCUCAGAGAGCUGGAAAGAAGAGCUCCUCAUCGGCUU